CUUAGGGUGUUGGCCAAAGACCACAAAGUGAGGAAGGAGAGGCGUGCAGGGAGUGCAGGACCGAGCCAUCUCAGGCCCUCUCAGUGCCUGGAGCAGGUAGGGGCAGGGGCAGGGGCAGCUGGGAAAUAGGCCUCCCUCUGGAAUUCAGAGUUGAGCUGCUAUGCAAGUCACUGGCUCCUGGGAUCUAUAAGACAACAGUGAAGACUACAAAAGGGCAAGUGCCACAGUCCAAAAGGACAGCUUCCGCCACGCACCAUGUGGUUGGCCGUGCUGCUGCUGCUGCCCACAGCGCUGCGCCUGAGCCUGGCAGAGCUGACCCAGGAGAGGGUCCCUCUUUUCCGACUCAUUCAGCUGGGCCCCUGGGGAAGCGGGGCCAACGACACCACGGGCUCGCCCUGCCUGGGGCUCUUCGCCACGGGGGCCACGACCUUGAAUCUCAUCGCCGACGCCGCCUUCGCGCCCCUGGCCUCCCUCGAGGUCCUGGACCUCAGCGGCACGCUCCUCAAGCAGGUUCAGCCGAGGUGGAUGGGAGACCUGCCCAAGCUCACAUCCCUCUACCUGAGGAAGAUGCCCAUGCUGAGGAGCCUGGAGGGGGACAUUUUCAAGAUAAACUCUGACCUGCAACAACUGGAUUGUCAAGAUUCCCUAGCACUCACCUCUGUCCAGACACACAUCUUCCAAGACACCCCUCGCCUACGGCUCCUUCUGCUGCAGAACUGCAACUUGAGUUCCUUCCCUCCUUGGACCCUGCAUUCCUCCCAGGUUCUAUCCAUCAACCUCUUUGGCAACCCCCUCACUUGCAGCUGCGAGUUGUCCUGGCUCCUCAUGGAUGUAAACAGGACUAUCCUAAGCAGGGCAGCGGACACUGUGUGCGCACCACCAGGCGCAGGAUCCCCCGUGGCCUUCCCCGGCCCCCUGGCGCUGUCCCAGCUGCCCAGCGUGUGCCCCCGGGACCAAAGCACCACCCUCCGUGAUUCCAGCCCACCCUCCUCUGCGGGCUCCACCCACGCGCCUUCCACGCCCGGUCCCUUCUCCCCGCUGCUGAGCACAGCCCCCUCCUCUCAAGCUGUCACCAAGGCCCCCUCCCACCCUGUGGGCACCCCCUCACGAGCUGUCGGGGCGGGGGCCUCUGCCUCCACUACCGUCUCUACAGCAGGUCCCAGGAACUCCAGCGCUGCAAGCCCGGCCUUGACAGAACAUGCACCUACUUCCUCGCAUGUCCUGGACCCUAUUUCAGCUGCCUCCCUCCCACCCACCAGCAAACAACGUGGUCUCCUCCCUGCCUCCCGGAACCCACUGAGCAGCCCCCGGCACUACCGGACGACCCAGGCCACCCCGCAGGCUCCCCGCGCAAGUCCUUCCGAGGACGGAAUUCCAGUCUUGGUCGUGGACGACUCCAGUGAGGAGGAGGAGGAGGAGGAGGAAGAGGAGGGGAAGAGGGAGAAGGUGAGCGCGCCUCCCCAGGGCGUGGCCUGCGAUUACCACCCUUGUCAGCACCUCCAGACCCCGUGCGCGGAGCUGCAGAGGCGCCUGAAGUGCCAGUGCCCCGGCUUCAGCCAGGAAGACGCCGUCCCAGACCCGCCCAAGCUGCAGGGCGUGUCGGAGAUCACGGACACGUCCGCGCUGGUCCGCUGGUGCGCCCCCAACUCGGUGGUGCGCAGCUACCGGGUGCGCUACUCCGCGGAGGGCCGGCCGGGGAACCGGUCCGCGGUGGGGGACAUCUACGCCACGGCCCGGCAGCACCCGCUGUACGGGCUGUCGCCGGGCACCACGUACCGCGUGUGCGUGCAGGCGGCCAACCGCGCCGGGCUGAGCCGGCCGCAGGCCUCGGGCCGCCGGGGGCCGUGCGCCUCCUUCACCACCAAGCCCAGCUUCCUGCUCAUCUUCGCGGGGCUGAGUGCCGCCGGCGGCCUGCUGCUGGUCAGCACCCUGGUGCUGUCCGCGUGCCUCUGCCGGCGGGCCCGCAGGCAGUGCUCCCGCGCGCACCUGGUGGCCUACAAGAACCCGGCCUUCGACCACCCGCUGAAGCUGCAGACCUUCACUUAGCUGGGCGUCCCCUCCUCAAGCGAACUCGAGCUGAGGAGCUGGCUGCCUGCCUGCAGAGAAGAAGAGACCGAGGGUCCGACAGGGCCCCGUCUGUUCUGAGCCUCUGUCAUUCCAGAGAAGCUGGAAUUACUGCUCCACCACACACAGAAAUUGGCCAAGCUGAGUUUCUCAGUCCAAGGAACUUCUCUCCCUGCUACUCCACUGGGUCUGUUUCCAGAAACGUGAUGGCCCACAUCAAACCACCCCUCUUGGGGCUGGGCAUUCUUGGUUGGUGGUGUUUUUUAGUAGCAAGCAGUGCUCCUCCGUGUCCAGAAUUGUGUGUGGAAGUAGGAAAAGAUAAAAGCUAUAACCUACCCUCCUAAAUACUGUAUUAGAAAUGACACCCUCAGGCCGUUUUAGGAAGUUGAGGGCAUUAUACUAAGUGAAAUAAGUACCCCCCCUGGUCAAGCUGAGGCAGGGCACGUGUUUGUUAUUCAAGGAACCAACCCCAGUGGGGUUCUUCAUCUGAGGGAGAAGAGCACUGGCUGUUUCCUGAGGCCUCCCCGAGUUUCUUUGUUGCAUUUCAGGAUAUGGCUCCUAGCUUGAUAGUUAAAACCUCAGUCUUUUCAGGCCCUCUG
This is a messenger RNA of Myotis davidii, 2663 nucleotides long. RefSeq names its product leucine rich repeat neuronal 4 (gene LRRN4). The coding region runs from base 256 to 2046 and encodes 596 amino acids. The transcript is spliced from 6 exons. The record is from RefSeq and is a predicted model, not a curated record. Gene Ontology annotation, molecular function: protein binding. Lineage: Eukaryota; Metazoa; Chordata; Mammalia; Chiroptera; Vespertilionidae.